This is a messenger RNA of Papaver somniferum (opium poppy), 1314 nucleotides long. RefSeq lists its product as uncharacterized. The record is from RefSeq and is a predicted model, not a curated record. NCBI's taxonomy places the organism in Eukaryota, Viridiplantae, Streptophyta, Magnoliopsida, Ranunculales, Papaveraceae. The coding region runs from base 1 to 1314 and encodes 437 amino acids. The transcript has 6 exons.
AUGGAAGUGUAUGCUUUUAUUUUGGUAGUUACAUUAUUGUUGUUAGGAAUUACUGUUUCAAGCUUUGGAGCAUUACUAGGUGAAAAGUUACCAUCAAAACAAACACAUUCUAAGGUUGAUGAAAAGUUAAAACUUCUCAAUAAACUCGCACUUAAAACCAUCCAGACUGAAUAUGGUGAUGUUAUUGACUGCGUCGAUAUCUAUAAACAAACUGCUUUUGAUCAUCCUUCUCUGAAGAAUCACACCCUUCAGAUGAAGCCAAGCUUUUAUCCGACAACUAUGAGCAAAAACGGGUCAUCGAUGCAAGCCAUGUCUCAAAGUUGGUGGAAAAGUGGAAGUUGUCCGAUGGGUACAAUACCUAUUCGAAGAAUCUUAAAACAAGAACUACCUAAUGCUACCUCUCCUGAAAAUUAUGGAAGGAAAAAUCCAUACAUUGUUCAUUCAAAUAAGAGUACGAUAAGACAAGAAACUAACAAGGCACAUGCAUUUAACUUUCUCGACAAAAAUGGAACUUCAGAUUUUCUGAAUGGAACAUCAAACAACCUUUACGUUAAUCGCUCGACUGCGAUGCUAAUAACUGAAGGAUAUAGUUAUAUAGGAGCUAAAGGAGAUAUCAAUGUUUGGAAUCCAUAUAUUGAAAAGUCAAAUGAGUAUUCGACAGCUCAAAUAUGGCUUGUUUCUGGUUCUCGCGAAGGAAUGGAGAGUGUCGAAGCCGGAUGGAUGGUAAAUCCCACUUUGUACGGCGAUACAAAAACACGAUUCUUCGUAUAUUGGACUGCUGAUGGAUCACAUACGACGGGUUGCUUUGAUCUCACAUGUACUGGGUUUGUACAAACAAACCAUGAAGUUGCUCUCGGUUCUCCAAUUGAACCAGUUUCCAGUGGAUUUGGUCCUCAAUACGAAAUAUCAAUUUUUAUCUUUAUGGAUGUAAACACAAGCAAUUGGUGGUUACUGUUAAACCAUAAAGAAGUAGGAUAUUGGCCAAGUGAACUAUUCGUGUUACUGAAAGGAAGUGCAAAAGUGGUUCAAUUUGGCGGUGAAGUGUACUCCGAAACCAUAGGUAAAGAAGGAGUGAAGCACACAUCAACAGCAAUGGGGAGUGGAGGUGAUGCAAGGGACAUGUAUACUGGUGCAGCUUACAUUCAUCAUGUCCGAAUCAUCGAUUAUUCUUUAACAGAAAAGUACCCUGAAUGGGUGAUGGAGUAUAUGGAUGAACCUUAUUGUUACAGUGCUUAUAACUAUGUUCAGUACAUUAAAGAACCUGAAUUUUAUUUUGGAGGUCACGGUAGUCAUUGGAACCCUUAUUGUCAAUGA